GCGCCCCAUGCUCUUGACUUCUCUGUGGGCUCAAGAAAAGACUGUCUCACCUCAGGAUGAACCCUCCUUCAGGGCCAAGAGCACCACUGGACCCCACCCAGGAACCUGGCUGCAUGGGCACCCCAGUCUCAUCCAGCAGGUGGGACAGCUCUGGGAGCAGCACCUCCAGCCCGGACCCACCUCUGCCCCUCAGUCCCACGGCAGCUGGGGCUCAGGCUGCUGCCUGGGUCUCCUUCCCCACCGUCAAUGUUCCGGACUAUGCCCACUACACUCUGGGCACAGUGAUCCUGCUGGUGGGCCUCACGGGGAUGCUGGGCAAUCUGACAGUCAUCUAUACCUUCUGCAGGAGCAGAGGCCUCAGGACACCAGCCAACAUGUUCAUUAUCAACCUUGCCAUCAGCGACUUCCUCAUGUCCUUCACCCAGGCCCCGGUCGUCUUCGCCAGCAGCAUCUAUAAGCGGUGGCUCUUUGGGGAGGCAGGCUGUGAGUUCUAUGCCUUCUGUGGGGCUCUCUUUGGCAUCACCUCCAUGAUUACCCUGACGGCCAUCGCCCUGGACCGAUACCUGGUGAUCACGCGCCCACUGACCACCAUUGGGGUGGUGUCCAAGAGGCGGGCGGCGCUUGUCCUGCUGGGCGUCUGGCUCUACGCCCUGGCCUGGAGUCUCCCACCCUUCUUUGGCUGGAGUGCCUACGUGCCCGAGGGGCUGCUGACCUCCUGCUCCUGGGACUACAUGAGCUUCACGCCGUCGGUCCGAGCCUACACCAUGCUGCUCUUCUGCUUUGUGUUCUUCCUGCCCCUGCUUGUCAUCAUCUACUGCUACGUCUUCAUCUUCAGAGCCAUUCGGGAGACAGGCCAGGCUCUCCAGACUUUCGGAGCCUGUGAGGGCCGCAGCGAAUUACCCCGGCAGCGGCAGCGGCUGCAGAGUGAGUGGAAAAUGGCCAAGAUCGUGCUGCUGGUCAUCCUUCUCUUCGUGCUCUCCUGGGCCCCCUACUCCACGGUGGCCCUGAUGGCCUUUGCUGGGUAUGCACACGUCCUGACACCCUACAUGAACUCCGUGCCGGCCGUCAUUGCCAAAGCCUCUGCUGUCCACAACCCCAUCAUUUACGCCAUCACCCACCCCAAGUACAGAAUGGCCAUAGCCCAGCACCUGCCCUGCUUAGGCGUGCUGCUGGGUAUAUCAGGGCAGCGUGCUGGCUCGUACACCAGCUACCGUUCAACCCACCGCUCCACACUGAGCAGCCAGGCCUCGGAUCUCAGCUGGAUCUCUAGACGGAAGCGCCAGGCGUCUCUGGGCUCUGAAAGUGAGAUGGGCUGGACAGACAUGGAGGCAGCAGCUACAUGGGGGGCUGCCCAGCAAGCGAGUGGCCGGUCCCCCUGCAGUCAGGGCCUGGAGGAUGUGGAAGCCAAGGUCCCACCCAAGCCCCAGGGACAUGAAGCAGAGGAUCCCAGGAAGACCAAGGGGCUGCUCCCUAGCCUGGACGCCAGGAUGUAG
Molecule: messenger RNA, 1493 nt
Organism: Miniopterus natalensis
Lineage: Eukaryota; Metazoa; Chordata; Mammalia; Chiroptera; Miniopteridae
Gene: OPN4
Product: opsin 4
Biological process (GO): visual perception; G protein-coupled receptor signaling pathway
Cellular component (GO): membrane
Molecular function (GO): G protein-coupled receptor activity
Source: RefSeq, a predicted model, not a curated record